CAAACACACUCACAGUCCCACACUCCCACCGUCUCUUUUAUGGGUCUCUGAGAACAACUGAUCAAUAGGAGUAACCAUGACGAGAUUCUCCUUCUUAUUCUUAACCGGUCUUAUUAUCCUUCAAAGGGAAUUAUCUGAAGUUUUGUCUGAGAGACAGGAGCAGCAGGCUGACCUCCCUCCGAGAGGUUGGAAUUCAUAUGAUUCCUUUUCAUGGAUCAUCUCAGAGACUGAGUUCCUAGAGAAUGCUGAAAUCGUUUCUAAGAGGCUACUCCCUUAUGGAUAUAAGUAUAUUGUGGUGGAUUACCUCUGGUAUAGGAGGAAGGUGAAGGGUGCUUAUACAGAUUCACUCGGAUUCGAUGUGAUAGAUAAAUGGGGGAGGGUGAUCCCUGAUCCAGGGAGAUGGCCCUCUUCUAGCGAUGGUAGAGGAUUUUCUGAAUUAGCCAAGAAAGUUCAUGACAUGGGUUUAAAAUUUGGGAUUCAUGUUAUGAGGGGAAUAAGCACACAAGCAGUCAAUGCAAACACCCUGAUCUUGGACACCAUAAAGGGUGGUGCCUAUGAGGAGUCUGGUCGACAGUGGCGGGCAAAAGAUAUAGGAUUGACAGAGAGGGCUUGUGCUUGGAUGCCACAUGGUUUCAUGAGUGUCAAUACCAAAACAGGAGCUGGAAGAGCCUUCUUGAGAUCAUUGUAUCACCAGUAUGCCGAAUGGGGUGUUGAUUUUGUGAAGCAUGACUGCAUCUUUGGUGAUGACCUGGAUGUAAAUGAGAUACAGAUCGUGUCAGAGGUCUUGAAGGAGCUUAACCAUCCCAUAUUAUACUCCCUCUCUCCUGGGACCAGUGUGACCCCUGCCAUGGCAAAGGAUGUAAGUGGUCUUGUGAACAUGUACAGGAUAACAGGAGAUGAUUGGGAUAACUGGGGAGAUGUGGCUGCUCAUUUUAAUGUAGCAAGGGACUUCGCUGCUGCUAAUAUGGUAGGAGCUACUGGUUUGCAGGGGAAGUCGUGGCCUGAUUUGGACAUGCUUCCACUGGGUUUGCUUACUGAUCCAGGUUCAAAUGAAGGGCCACACAGAAAAUGUAAUCUCAGUCCUGAUGAGCAAAGAAUUCAGAUGACGCUAUGGUCCAUGGUCAAGUCACCUCUCAUGUUCGGAGGAGAUCUGAGGACACUUGAUGAAAGCACAUAUGAUCUUAUCACGAAUCCUGUGCUACUGGAAAUAAAUUCUUUUAGCACAAAUAACAAGGAGUUUCCUUACGCAACCAGUAGAAAAAAUAUCAAGAGUGAUAAAUGCUUUCAGCAAUGGAAAUCUAGAAAUUUGAAGUAUGAAAGUGCAUCAGAUACACAUGUUUUGGGUCUCAGUAGCUGCAAGGAUCAGAAGGCAAAAGGUUGGGCGGUAGAAGCUAUUGAUGAAGAUAUUGAGAAGAUCUGCUGGAAAGACAACAUUGGAAGCAAACACAAGCCUCCACUUUGCUUGUACAAGAAAAAACCUUUGCUGACAUUAGGUGAAGAGGUAAUCUACAAGAAGCAGUAUCAAGGAAACUUCCAUUUGUUAACAACAGACACAAUGGAUUUUUGCUUGGACGCUUCUCCAACCCAGAAGCUUACUUCACAAGAGUUGCAGACCAGUUCGUCGUCCCGUUGCAGAUGGAACUCCAAUCAGAUGUGGGAGCUGAACCUUAAUGGAACACUGAUGAACAGCUAUUCUGGACAAUGUGCAGCAGUGAAGAUGGCCAAAGCUAAUUUCAUAUCUGGUGGAAUUCGCUCCUGGAUUGCAACUGGAAGACGAGGAGAGAUAUAUCUUUCCUUUUUCAAUCUAAGCCCUGACAGAAUGGUAAUAUCUGCAAAUAUGCUGGAUCUGGAUAAGGUGCUUCCUGGCAGAGACUUGAGCAAAGCUUCAUGUAGGUACAGUGAAUUGUUUAGUGGAAAAGACUAUGGGGUAGCAAAACAAGCAAUAUCAAUAGAGGUUGAGAUGCAUGCUAGUGCUUUGUUCAUCUUGAAUUGUAUUAGUUUGGGAUGAGCCUAACCUGCAUUUGAUGGUAGAUUUCUGUGGGUGUUUCCUA
This is a messenger RNA of Telopea speciosissima, 2051 nucleotides long. RefSeq names its product alpha-galactosidase 6-like. The record is from RefSeq and is a predicted model, not a curated record. Gene Ontology annotation, molecular function: hydrolase activity, hydrolyzing O-glycosyl compounds. NCBI's taxonomy places the organism in Eukaryota, Viridiplantae, Streptophyta, Magnoliopsida, Proteales, Proteaceae. The transcript has 14 exons. The coding region runs from base 77 to 2008 and encodes 643 amino acids. Gene Ontology annotation, biological process: carbohydrate metabolic process.